AGAGGAACAACUGAUCCACCUCAUGGUUUGUUAGAAUUUAGUUGGUGGCUCUAUCUUUUCACCCAAAUCACCAAACUCUCCUAACUCCCCAAAAUCUCUAAACUACCAUGGACUCAAACACAUACAUUAAACACUCAUUCCAUUUUCAUAUAUAAAGAAACUACCUUUAAAGAAACUUUCAAGAAAACAGAGAAGAAACAUCAAUGCAUGAUUGCCUUAUACUCUACUCAUUCAUAUAAAGCAGCAUCAGUAUCAUCCUUGGAACAAGAUUAAAAAGACUCAUUCACUAGCCUUGUUUCGAAAACCAUCCAAAAUGGAAGAAUCCUCAGAAUCCUCAGGAGCCUCAGCUCUUCCAAUGUUGAAAACUGGCAGGAUUCUGAGGAGAUCAAUCUACAGUUUUCUGUCAAAUUAUCAGUAUUUUACUAGCACUGCUCUUGUUCUGAUUCCUUUUUCAGCUGCAGUUCUUAUGGCACAGCCUCUUGUGCCUUAUGCAUCCAUCUUGCCUUUGAUUCACAACAGGCUACAAGCUCUUUUUUAUGCAGCAGGCUUUCCUCCAUCAGCAGAAUUGUUCAAGAUCCUCAGCCUGAAACUCUCUCAGACCAUCACUUCGUCGAUUCUUGUUCUUCCUUUCACCCUGUCCUUUCUCCUCAUCGCGAAAGCCUCUAUAAUCCAGGCCUUCCAUCAUUACCAUAAACAAUCUUCAAGGCUCAAAUUUUCUUCUUUUCUUUCCCUCUACACCUCACUUCUCAAUACUCAAAUCUGCAACUCAAUAGUCAUUUUAUCCGCGAACGCUACUUGCUUCUCAAUCCUGUUUAUUGCCUUCAACAUCCUUGAGGCCUUUGAUCUUCUAUCAUCCCCCACAUCAACUCUCUUUUUAUCAGCAACUGCAGCUGUUUUUUAUUCCAUAAUCCUCGCGAAUGCCAUCAUUAUUAGUAAUUUAGCAUUGGUUUUAUCCGGUAUGGAGAAAAGUGGAGGCUACAUGUCAAUAAUUAAGGCCUGUGUUCUGAUCAGAGGGAGAAACUCAACAGCUUUAUCAUUAGCUCUGCCCCUGAAUCUAAUUCUGGCUGCAAUUGAAGCCUUGUUUCAGUACCGUGUUGUCGGAGCUUAUUACAACAUAGGAAGUCCUACUCCUCCCAUGGCUCUAGAGUGGAUGUUCAUCGCGUAUCUGUACUCUAUCUUCGUGGUUCUUGAUACAAUAGUAAGUUGUCUGUUUUACAAAAGUUGCACAGCCUCUUCCGCGAUUAAAGAUCAGCCAGGGAGAUAUUCUUAUCGGAUUGAUAUUGCAGAAUUAGAAGAACAGAGUAAUUCUCUUGCAAAUGUAAAGACUUGUGAAUGAGUUUUCUUGAAUUUUCUUUGUAAUUACAAUUUUUAGGAGGUAGUUUCUACAAUCAUUCGUUUCGAUUUGGGGAGGUGCCAAAAGGACAGGUACAGAAUAAAUCAGACAAGUCGAGCCAAGAAGCUACGUUACAAUCACAUGAAGGAGCAAGCUGGAGAUGGAGCAAAGGCAUGAUAUGAUCUAUGUUCCAUUCACAUUUUUUUCUAUACAAUAUCUCCUCUGUUGAAUUUGAGGGUUUUAUACAUUGUAAAGAAUGUGCAAAUGUUAUUGUAUUCCGUUCCUAGUUGUAUUUGUAAUGGAAAUGCAAUGUCGAUAGGCCUAAGACCA
Daucus carota subsp. sativus is the source of this 1663-nucleotide messenger RNA. RefSeq lists its product as uncharacterized. Bases 314 to 1336 code for a protein of 340 amino acids. The record is from RefSeq and is a predicted model, not a curated record. NCBI's taxonomy places the organism in Eukaryota, Viridiplantae, Streptophyta, Magnoliopsida, Apiales, Apiaceae. The transcript has a single exon.